AUGGGGGAUAGCCGCGCCACCGGACGAGAUAACUCGUCCGACGUCCGUUCACGUCGCGGUGGUUCAACAGCUGCUCAACUAGAUAGCGCUGGCCACCGCGAGAGUACUCUAAUGGAGGUGGAGGAGGAGGGAAAACGCUCUCCACACUAUCGUGGGGAAGCGUGUGUUCCCGAGAGCUUCUUUGAUCGCGUAACGCAAGGGUUACGCGGCGAUCUCGAACAUGAGCGGGACAGGCGUCUCCAAAUGGCGGACAUUGCGUUGAAGCAUCGAGCUGAGUUUGCCUUUGCUCAGCUUGAGAACGAGAGAUCUCUGACGUCUCUGCGUGACGAGCUAAGGGUAGCUCGUGGGGAUGUUGAGCGGUCUCGGGCUGAGAUAACUGCUCUUCAGACCCUUGUCGAUGCCCACCAUCGGGAGCACAAGGCUCUCUGCGAGAUGCUUGAGCGCAAGGGCGUUCUUCAUCGGAAGAAGCAGCGUACUGAUGGUACGGCUUAA
Molecule: messenger RNA, 492 nt
Organism: Peronospora matthiolae
Lineage: Eukaryota; Oomycota; Peronosporomycetes; Peronosporales; Peronosporaceae
Source: the annotation of a GenBank genome assembly